Messenger RNA from Spinacia oleracea (spinach), 4887 nucleotides. RefSeq names its product U-box domain-containing protein 33. NCBI's taxonomy places the organism in Eukaryota, Viridiplantae, Streptophyta, Magnoliopsida, Caryophyllales, Amaranthaceae. Gene Ontology annotation, biological process: protein phosphorylation; protein ubiquitination. The transcript is spliced from 17 exons. Gene Ontology annotation, molecular function: protein kinase activity; ubiquitin-protein transferase activity; ATP binding. The record is from RefSeq and is a predicted model, not a curated record. Bases 349 to 4305 code for a protein of 1318 amino acids.
CAAAACCUUUAAAUUGUCAUUAACCAAACAUCCUCUUCCUGCCUUUCUGGCUUCCUAGUCUUAGCCAUUUUCUAUUGUUGCCUGGUUGGACGGCAAAACCCUCAAAUUUCAUAUACCACCAAUACCAUGAUUCACGAACUCAAGAAGGCAUGAACCAUAGGUUCAAAGUGGACUUCUUGUUUCAAAUCUGGUCAUGGCUGUUCAUAGAAGGAUUGUGGACCCACCAAGAAGGCAUGAACCAUAGGUUCAAAGUGGACUUCUUGUUUCAAAUCUGGUCAUGGCUGUUCAUAGAAGGAUUGUGGACCCACCAAGAAGGCAUGAACCACCCCCAAAUCAAACUGAUAGAUCAUGGAAGAAGACGUACAGUUAAGAGCCAGUACCAAAUAUGGGGGACAAAACUUGGACUCUCUCUACAUUCAGAGGACACGAAGAUUUUCCAUAUAUUCUAAAGAUAUGUUUAUUGUGCCAAUUUUAGGGGGUUUUGACAUAUUAACUAAAAUGGCAUCAUCUAGGGGAGGAGAGGUUGCUGAUGAGGUUAAUGAGAAGAUAUAUAUUGCAGUGAGCAAAGAUUGGAAAGCUUGUAAGUCGGCUCUAGAAUGGGUUGUUCGAAACUCGAAAGGAAAGGGAUUAUGUUUAGUUCAUGUUCAUCAGCCAGCACAAUUUAUUUCUAUAUUGGGUGGGAGAUUCCCGAUAAGCUCACUGUCAGAACAAGAAGUAAUGGCACAUCGAGAGCAAGAAAGACAAGAUAUGUGCAAAAUUUUAGACGAAUAUCUUCUCAUUUGUACUAAAGCUCAGGUUAAAGUAGAGAAACUGUAUAUUGAAAUGAAAACUGUAGAAAGCGGACUGGUGGAGCUUAUAUCUCAGUACAAGAUCGAGAGACUUGUCAUGGGAGCAGCAGCUGACAGGAGUUAUUCAAGGUGCGGUAUUUUCACGUUAGUGGCACUGCCAUCUCACAAAUCACUAUAUUGUGAUAUCAGAAAAAUGAUGAAACCAAAAUCCAAGAAGGCCAAAUAUGUCCGCCAAUAUGCACCUACUUUUUGCCACAUUUGGUUCAUCUGCAAAGGGCAUCUAAUCUAUACAAGGGAGGGUACUAAACAGUCACGUCUAAAUGAUGAAGAUCAGAAAAGGCAGGCAAGUUCCAAGGCAAGAUUGAGUCAACUUACCAGUGAUAUGUCCAAUUCCCUCAGCAGAGCGGAAUCUGAAGGGAGUUUUAGUAGAUCAUCGACAUUUAGUCUUUCUCAGAUAUCUGUGUUUUCCCGGUCUUCUGAAGCUGCCACUGACUCUACUUUCUAUCAUUCGGGAACAGAAGAUAGAGAGCUCUCAUUUCGGUCUCUGGUUCUUUCUCCUAAACCCGAGGGAGGAAAGCAACAUCAGUCACCUUCUCCAAACACAGUGCAGGAAGGGAACACAGAUGAUCGCCUUUAUGACCAACUUGAUCAAGCCAUAGCAGAGGCUGAAGCUGCAAAGCUGGAGGCAUUUCAAGAGUCAAUGAGGCGGCGUAGAGCAGAGAAAGAUGCAAUUGAAGCAAUUCGCACGGCAAAUGCUGCAGAUAGUUUGUACUAUGAGGAGUUGAGAAGAAGACAGGAACUUGAAGAUGAACUGGCUAAGACUAAAGAAAUACUUGAAAGUACAAAAAUGGAGCGCGACAUGGCCUUAGAUGAACUCCGGGUUGCAGUGGAUCAGAAAUUGUUACUGAAGAAUCGAGCUGAGAAAUCUGAUAUGAUGGGGGAAGAGUUGGAAGAUAAUUUAAUUUCUGCUUUGGAGUUGUUACAAAGCAUCAAGAAAGAAAGAGUGAGAAACCCAGAAUUUGAUGCAUCUUCAGAAAUGGGAUCAAGCAGAGAAGUAGUAGAGGAAGCUAGAAAAGGGAUGGUGGUUGAAAACAAGGUGUUUGUGGCAGUGAGCAAGGUGCUGAAGGAAAGUAAAUCUACACUUUCAUGGGCUUUGCAGAAUUCAAAUGGAAAGAAGAUUUGCAUAAUUUAUGUUCAUGUUCCUGCCAAAAUGAUUCCCAUGCCAAUGGGUGGGAAAUUUCCAGCUAGUCAAGUGGGAGAAAAGGAACUCAACGCAUUUCGAGAGCAGGAAGAUAAAGAAAUGCAUAAAAUUCUAGAUGGUUAUCUUCAAUGUUGUGCUCAAGUUGGGGCACAUGCUGAGAAAAUACAUAUUGAAAUGCAUUCCAUAGAGGAGGGAAUUGUGGAAAUCAUAACUCAACAAAGGAUAGGAAGACUCGUCAUGGGUGCAGCAGCAGAUAGUAGAUUUUCAAGGAAAAUGGUGGAACCUAAGUCAAUUAAGGCCAACUAUGUGCGCCAACAUGCGCCUGAUUUCUGUCACAUCAGGUUUAUAUGCAGAGGUCGUCUAAUCUGUGUAAGGGAAGGCUUGAGGCAACCAAGUUCGGAUAUUGAAGGGAGAUCAUCGAACUCCUUAGAGAGUGAUCAAAUUGAUGCAGGCAUUCUAAGUCAAGUUUUAGAUUCUAUAAGAAUUUCAGAUUUUGGUGGAUCUGAAGGGAGUUCUGAUAGAUUUGAUCAAUCAUCACGAGCCAGUUUUUCACAAUCCUCAAUCCUUUCACUAGAAGCUCAAUCAGCCUUUAGUUCACCUUGUUCAUCAUUCUCAAGAGAAGGAGUCCGAGAAUCUGAUCUGGAGUUGUUGGUUCUACCUGAAACAAAGAUUAAGCAUCAGGAAUCAUCACCUCCAAGUGUAUUGCAGGAAAGAAGUAUGAAUGAUGAUCUCUAUGAUCAGCUUGUGCAAGCAAUGGAAGAGGCUGACAAUUCAAAGAGAGAAGCUUUCGAAGAAUCAAUGAGGCGUCGGAAAGCUGAGAAAGAGGCUAUGGAAGCAAUUCGCAAGGCAAAAACUGCUGAAAGAUUGUAUUUCGAGGAAGUCAGACGAAGGAAAGACCAAGAAGAAGAGCUGGCUAAGCGGAAGGAGGAACUUGAAUUCACAAAGUGCCAGUUAAAAAAGGUCUUGCAGGAACUCCAGAAGGCAUCGGAUCAGAGGUUGUCGCUUGAAACCCAAUAUGAGAAAUCCAAGCUUACAGAGAAGGAGAUGGAGGAGAAGAUGUUUUCCGCAGUGGACUUGUUACAAAAGUAUAAGAAUGAACGCGAAGAAUUGCAAGUCGAAAGAGAUCGUGCUCUCCAAGAAGCUGAAGUUUUGAGGAAACAAUUUCCUCAGGGAACAUCAAGCUCACAUGUUCCUUUUUUCUUCUCUGAAUUCUCUUUUUCAGAUCUGGAGAAAGCUACUGACUCCUUUCACCCAUCCCUGAAAAUUGGGGAAGGAGGAUAUGGGAGCAUAUAUAAAGGUUUUCUACGUCAAACUCAAGUGGCAGUUAAGGUGCUCAAUCCUAACAGCAGGCAGGGUCCUCGAGAGUUUGGACAAGAGGUGGAUGUUUUAAGUAAGCUGCGGCAUCCAAACCUAGUGACUCUCAUUGGUGCAUGUCCAGAAUCUUGGGCUCUUGUGUAUGAGUAUCUUUCCGGUGGAAGCCUUGAGGAUCGACUCGUUUGCAAGGACAACACUCCUCCACUAGCAUGGCAAACAAGAAUCCAAAUAGCCACGGAGUUAUGCGCUGUUCUCAUCUUCCUCCAUUCAAGCCGUCCCACCAGUAUUAUACAUGGAGAUAUAAAGCCUUCAAAUAUACUUCUAGAUGACAAUUUUGUGUGCAAACUCGCCGAUUUUGGUAUAUGUCGUGUAAUUUCACAUAGUAAAACCUCACUGGAAGAAACUACAAGGUGCUGUACCACUGAACCAAAGGGCACUUUCACAUAUAUGGACCCUGAAUUUCUUACAACUGGAGAACUUACCCCAAAGUCUGACAUUUAUUCUUUUGGGAUUAUAUUGUUGCGCUUAUUGACUGGUAGACCAGCCAUGGGUAUAACAAAGGAAGUCGAAUAUGCUUUGGGUAACGGUAACCUCAAUUGCUUAUUAGAUCCUUCAGCUGGAGAUUGGCCUUUUGUCAAGGCUGAGCAGUUAGCUCGCAUGGCUUUGAGGUGUUGUGACAUGAACGGAAGGAAUCGACCUGACCUUGAAUCUGAUAUAUGGAGGGUUCUAGAACCUAUGAAAGCUUCAUCUAGAAGCUUAUCUAUGCUUGGACCGACUUCUGAUGAUCAAGCACCUCAUUAUUUCAUAUGCCCCAUUUUCCAGGAAUUAAUGGAGGAUCCACAGAUUGCUUCAGACGGUUUUACUUAUGAAGCAGAAGCUAUCAGAGGGUGGCUAGAUAGUGGUCAUGAUACUUCACCUAUGACUGAUGCGAAACUUGCAAACCAUGAUUUUAUUCCUAAUCAUGCUCUUCGGUCUGCUAUUCAAGAGUGGAUACAACAUUGAUCCAGUGUGUAAGACUCCGUUUGGUAGGGCGUAAAACGUUUUCAUUGUAAAAUGAUUUUCCAUGGAAAACAUUUUUCAGGGAAAACACAAUUCCAAACUAGUUUUCUUUUGUUUGGUACCUUAAAGGAAAAUGGGAGAAGAUUGUGAAGAUUGAGGGGAAGAAAGGAGAGGGAGGUAAGGAGGAAAGAAUGAAAAGUGGUUUCUCUCCCUUUUAAAUGGAAAAGGGUUUUCCACCUUUGAGGAGUCAUGGAAAAUUGUUUUUCAUCCUUAUCCAACCAAACAACAUAACAUGAUUGAAAAUGGGAAAAUCGUUUUCCAAGAAAAUGUUUUAUGCCCUACCAAACAGAGCCUAAAUCCUUUCGGUUAGUACAAGCAUUUAGAGAAAACCUCACAUAUUUCUAGUUCUCAUUAGGUUCCCUAUUUACUCGGAACUUUCAGCUCUGGAUUAUGUUUGAUUUAGAUUAUUUGUAUAGGAUUUAACGAUAUAUGUCUAGGUUUUAAUUGGUGUAGAUAGCUAAAAGUCUCUGCUGUAUUGCACCACUUCAGGUUUAUAGAAUCAUGCUUCUUUGUUCCCCUAGGUCA